This is a messenger RNA of Thrips palmi, 6497 nucleotides long. It is a transcript of the gene Taf4, whose product is annotated as transcription initiation factor TFIID subunit 4. The transcript has 13 exons. Bases 47 to 3517 code for a protein of 1156 amino acids. The record is from RefSeq and is a predicted model, not a curated record. Gene Ontology annotation, molecular function: DNA binding; RNA polymerase II general transcription initiation factor activity; protein heterodimerization activity. NCBI's taxonomy places the organism in Eukaryota, Metazoa, Arthropoda, Insecta, Thysanoptera, Thripidae. Gene Ontology annotation, cellular component: transcription factor TFIID complex. Gene Ontology annotation, biological process: DNA-templated transcription; transcription initiation at RNA polymerase II promoter.
CUAGUGCGCAUGCGCAGUUUAGUUUACGGUUGGAGUCGGGCAGAAAAUGGCGUCGGCGAACUUCUUGGAGGAAGCUCUGAGUACAGACGUCGACGACUCGGCUGUCAGUGCAAUUGUGGGGUCGUUGGAGAAUAACUCGGUCACCUCAGCUGUUUCUGCGUCCAGCGCCUCGGCGACAUUCACAGGAGGCAUUAAAAAUCAUGUGAACAGUGCAGUUUCCAACGGAGCCCCUGUUUCGUCUGAGAAACACAGUCCGAGUCCGGUAGCGGGAGCAGUGAACAAUAUCAUUUUGAAUGAUGCAAGCCAAACAAACACGAUACAGACCUCUAAUUUAGGUCAAAUUAAAGUUAUAGCGUCUGUUCCUGGGGAAGUGACAAGUAGGCCUACCUUUGUUAAUCAGGUUACUACUUCAAGCAUAGGCCUAACCCAAACUACUCUAGCAAAUUUGAGCAAAGGGCAGGAACCAGUGCGUAUUUUGGUCCCUACAUCAAGCCAGACUGCGGGUGGAAUGAACAUAAACAAUGCAAGACUGCCUCUUACAACUCAACAUGUUGGUGCUUUGCAGAAUGGGAGUGUUGCCUUGACGUCUCUUCCGUCACAGACUGUGGUGAACCCAACCACAACUGUUGUUUCGCAGAAUCAACUCUCCACUAGUGCCAAUGUGAUCAAGCAAAUUCCUCAAACUAUAGGCGUAAUUAAUGCUUUGGAUCCUACCAAAGCUGGCGCCUCAACUGUUGUUUUAAAAGCAAGUGGAAAUCAAUUGGCAACUACGGCAUCAAUCGCUUCGGCGGUUAUGCCUGUUCCUAUGUCAGUAAACAGCUCAGCACCAAUGACGGCUACUAGCAUCAAUAGUGUGGUGACUGGAUCAACAGUGACAACAAGUGGAACUUCAGUUAUGACUCUAUCAAAGCCACUCACCCAGUCAGUCACUGCGAUUGGAUCACAAGGCAAUCUUCUUUCGGGCAAUGUGCAAAUACUUAAUGUAAAUGCCUUACGGCAAACCACUCCUGGAAUGGUGCCUCCUAAGGGCCCACUGAGAGUCGUUAGUGGAACCCCAAUACGAGCAGCAGGUGGUGUUCAAGGGAUCACUCUUCAGGCAUUACAAUCUCUUCCCGGAACUCAGAAUCUGUUAAUCAAGACUGAAAAUGGGUUUCAAUUGGUCCGAGUGGGACCAGGGACAGGAACCGCAACUGCAACCGCCUUAGGCGCAGGAAGUCAUGGCAAUGCUACGCAAACCUUAAGGCUUCAAUCUUUCCCCGGAUUAAGUUCAGUUGCGCUAACAGCCUCUACAUCUGGCACAACAGCAACCGUAAAUAGUAUCACAACCCAAGUCCCUGUUCCGGCAUUGUCCACACCCACGACAGCAGCUACAGUAGUCACCUCUGCUGUUCCAGUUGCUGUAACUCAAGCAGCACCUCCAGCCCAGCCUCGUCCAGCUCAAGUUGACACUACGAAGGAAAAAUGCCGCAAGUUCUUGGCUAAUUUGUUAGAACUGUCGAGUCGUGAGCCCAAGUCUGUAGAACGCAACGUACGCUCUCUCAUUCAAGAAUUAGUUGACUGCAAGGUUGAGCCUGAGGAAUUUUGUGAAAGACUAGAAAGGCUGUUAAAUGCAUCGCCACAGCCUUGUUUAAUAGGGUUUCUCAAGAAAAGCCUUCCUUUAUUGAGGCAGGCCAUGGUUACAAAGGAACUUGUCAUUGAAGGCAUUCGUCCACCACCAGCUAAUGUGAUGUACAGCACUGUUACUUCAGCUGUUACCACUCCUGUUGUAUCUUGUCCUCCGCUACAGGCAACUCAGAUAAGACCAGCCGGUUUAACAACUCAAACUGUGAGAGUAGUCACUCCAGUAAAUGCUACCAAUGCUGCUUCUAUUGUUGGAGGUAUGCAAGGACCACGCCAUGUAACUGUACAACAUCGUCUAGUUACGCCCCUCCAAUUUGUGUCACCUGCAUUAGCUGGGAACAAAAUGUUUUCACAUUCGGUGAUGACAUCACAGGUGCCCAUCACAACGUCUGCGUCUGGCAUCGUCACUCAGCCAGUAGCGACAUCAGUGGUGACAUCACAACCUUCACCUGUGGCAUCACCAAUCCCUGCAUCUUCUAUCGCCACCGUUCCAGUGACGAUGUCUGCUCAAGUUUUAUGUAGACCUGGUACUCCAGGGACUCUUCAACUACAACCUCGUGCAAUAAUGCCCAUAAAGCAAGUAGCAGCCAUGAGGCCACAAACUCGACCUCUUUCUCCUGUCAUACGGACACCCACCCCAAUCAGAGUAACUACUCCUUUAAAUAAGGCAACAAUAGUAUCAAAAGCACCUCCCAAACUUACUGCUGCUCAACAACGGAUGCAAGCAAAGGGUAUGGUUACCAUAGGAACUGCUGGUAUUGCACCAGAUCUAGUGAACAGUGGAUCAGUGUCUACAGUGUUAACCAUGUCCACUGCAGCAGCUGCACAUUCUGUAAAUAGUUCAAUUGCUGCUCCAAUAGUAUCAUCAGUUACUUCCUUGGCUGGAGUAGGGGCAUCAGCAAUGGGUGUGACGCCUGUCGUUAGUGCACCAAUGUCAUCUGGCACUCCAACAACAGUCAUAUCAAGUCUUGCUACAACUGCAACUACAGUGUUUGCACCAGGUUCCCAAAUUUCUAGAACAAUCUCAAAAGAAAAAGAUAAGAAACCUGUAGGAGUUACUCCAGCCACUGCAGCAGCGGCUACAGCAGCAGCAGCUGCAGCCGCAGCGGCCUCUUCUUCCUACACUGGGGAUGAUGACAUAAAUGAUGUUGCGGCUAUGGGAGGAGUAAAUAUUAUAGAAGAAACGCAAAGAAUUCUAGGGUCUACGGAUUUUGUUGGAACUCAAAUUCGCUCUUGUAAGGAUGACAUAUUCUUACAUUCGCCUACCUUGCAACAGAAAAUAAGAAAUAUUGCAAUUGAGCAAGGCUUAGAUGAACCUACAGCCGAUGUUGCUGCCCUUAUCUCACAUGCAGCACAAGAAAGAUUAAAAAAUUUUGUGGAAAAACUUGCUGUUAUUGCUGAGCAUAGAAUGGACAUUAUAAAGCUUGACCCAAGAUAUGAGGUUUCUCAAGAUGUAAAGGGCCAAUUGAAGUUUUUGGAGGAAUUAGACAGAAUGGAACGCAAACGGAAUGAAGAAAAAGAACGAGAGCUCUUGCUGAGGGCAGCCAAAAGCAGGUCAAAAAGUGAAGAUCCAGAACAGGCAAAGCUUAAAGCCAAGGCCAAAGAGAUGCAAAGAGCAGAGAUGGAAGAAGUAAGGCAAAGGGAGGCAAAUAUGACAGCUCUGCAGGCCAUUGGGCCCAGAAAGAAACCACGUCUUGAUGGCUCUUUGAAUGACGGAUCUGUAACAACCCCUGGUAAUGGGGCAACCACCACAAGUAAUGGCACAGCUUCUGGUCGACCUCAGCUUCCUUCCCGCCCAAGAGUGAAGAGAGUUAAUAUAAGAGAUUUAGUAUUUUUACUUGAACAAGAGAAAGAAUCGUGUAGAUCAACAUUUUUAUACAAAGCUUAUUUGAAGUAAUGACGGAACUUUCAACUGUAAAUAUGCCAUACACCUCACCUCAUCUUUUGCCAGUUGUACUUUUAACCUUGCCUCGUGGUAUAUUUUGGUCAAUGAUGCAUACUUACUUCCAUGCAACUCGUGUCCUAGUCCACCAUAUUAAGUAUAAUAUGUUAGUAGGUUGCCAGAAAUAUUGUAUCUGGCAUGGUUGUGUCCACAUCUGUUUGAUUUUAUUAAAAUUUGGGACCAAUCACUUUUAAUGUCAUGUGAUAGCUGGCUCACAAGGUAGAGCUUAUUAUACCAAUAAAAAUAACUUGAAUUGUUUCAGAAGUCUUUCUUUACUUUCACUUAACAGUCAACUUGGACAUCAUUUGAUCGUUUAAAGUGUACUGACUAGUGAACAAAUCAAAUUCAAUGUAGUAUUUCCUUUUUCUAAAAUGUAGCUAAAUUCUUAAUUUCUCAAUGUUUGUGUUGUUCUGCCUGUUUUAAUUAGAUCUUUUUGUUGAUGCAAUUCGACACCGCCACACAAUUUAGUGCAAUAACUCCUUCCUUUUUUGGUUUUAGUUGUCACUUAAGUGCAUAUUGGGUCCUUAUGUGUUUUUUUUUUUUGAAAUUCUAUGUGUUUAGAACGUUUUUGGUUGUUUUAAAAACGGCUUCCUUUCUUUUUGACAAAAAUCAAUGUUUAAUUAAAUUUUUAGUAUUACUUGUUGGUAAAGCAGAGCUGAUGGCAAGUGACCACAUUUGUUAUCAAAUGUUCAUAAAGAAGUACUUCUGAUGCUGCUGUUGUAUUAUUAAUUAUUAUUUAUGAUCUUUGUCAUUCAUUGUUACUGAAGGAAGUUGUUGUUUGAAUUCUUCUUUUCUUGUGUGUUCUCCACAUUAGUAGAAUGAUGUCUGCUAGGUUGAUGUUGGCAAUGGAUUUCAUGAGACAUGUUGGCUGAUCUUUUCCCAAGAGUUUGUUUUCUUUUAAGAGUUUCUUACGUCCUUCAUUGAUAUGAAUGACAAGGAAACUGAUAAAAGCAAAGCAAUAACUUAGGAAUGUCCCAUGUAUCAUUUUCUAUCUGUUUCAAUUUCUGUUUGAAAAGCAAGAAAAAUAUGCUUCAAAAUAUGACCUCCUUUCCUCUUCUCGUUUUUUUCCUUUUUGAUCUGUUGGUGGCAUGAGUGUCUUGUCUUCUCAUUACCUUGGAAUAUACUAGUCUGCGUACUCGUGGUCACCAACAUAUACGUAGGCAACAUUCAUGUUGUUUCAGGACUUGUUGUUUAAAUAGAUUGUCACUAUUAGUUUGUUUCAUUUUGUAUAUAAGAGAUUAUAAAUUAUACUGUGAAGGAAUAACAGUCCUGAUUUUUGUAAAUACUUGUAUAUGUUUUCCUACUUAAGACAAAUAUGGUUUGUUGUGUUGUUUUAAAGUCAUCUUUUCGUAUUCACUUUUUAAAAGAACAUAACUGCAAUAGUUGACUCAAUUGCACUCGUUCACACCCUAGCUGACACUUGUACAAUGUACAGGUAUGAAUGCCUCUAUUGUGGAAAUGCACAGUGCACACAUCUGGUAUAGUUAACUUAGUAACUGAGAUUAGUGUUCAUGUUCUUUUGCUAAUAGUGUCCACUUUUCAUCAAUUUAAAGCUUCCAAUUUGUUUUCCUGUUUUAUGUGCUCUUAAACAGAGGAACUAUGUUUUAUAUGUUAUUCAUUCAUAUUCAUUCAUUCAUUCAUUCAUUCACCAUUUCAUUCAUUUAAGCAUUUUCGCUUUGUACACUUUAGGAGAAAUACUGGCUGUACAUAUUUUGGUAUAGGCUUGACUUUUGCCUGUUUUAACUCAAAUUAGUAUUGAACUCUUCUCUUUGUACAUUGUUCUUUCUUCCUGGAAUUGUUAUUAUAGCUGGGUUUACGUGUUUGUAAAGUGGAGUAUGAGACUGUUCUGUUUGUAUGAUGUCUGGAGUGCUUUCUUCUUCCCUGUUUCUAUGUUUCCUCUCUCGCCCUUUGAUUUUUUUUUCUUCCUUUUUUUUCACUAAAAAGUUAACGUUAUCACUGUUCAGGAAAAAAGCCCAAUCAAAUUAAAAGUAAUGUACAGUCAGGGAAGACUGAUAGUCCUGCCUCAAGUAACUGUUAUUUUGUCUUGUCAAGGUGUAUAUGUUUGUUUUUAUUGUAAUGUUGGUUGUCCCUCUUGUUUUUUGAUAAUACUUCUAUACCUGGAUAUGAAUGCACAAACAGACGCCUAGAGUUAUGUAUGUCUUAUUACAUAGUGUGGCCCUAUGGACUUGUGCCUAAGACUUUGUUGUGAGUUGAACUGUAAUUUUAGUUCUGGGCUGGCAAUUUAUAGAAAUGAAUCUGAUCAGUUCUUAACAUGUGUAGAUCCCUAGAUUCACAAAAUUUCGGCACAUGUCCAUAUACUCACAGAGAGGGCAAACGUUCACUGCAAAUUCUGGACCCAUGCCGUGUCAUGUAUGUGUGCUGUAUGUUGUCAUGAUUUCAUUCGUGCGAUUUGUAACUUAAUGUACCUACUAUGUAGGUUGAUUUGGAUGGGCCCCAUUGGGUGUAACCUUGUGAGGUGUUACUUGCUAUAGAUCAAUAUUUUUGACACUGCCUUGUUUAAUAAAACUAGAAAAUGUUUGUUAAAAUUUCUUCAUAACUAACUCCAACUUUUUUCAAAAGAAAAAAAGUACAUAUUGACUUUACCUUAGAACUUAUCUCAUUUUUUGGACUGUUGUUUUUGUAAUUUUGGACUUCAUGUUAAGUGGAAUAUGUUAUCAUGUGGUAUCUUGGUGAAUGCGAAUGAAGAAGCAUGCGGAAUACUGGUCAUAUGCAUACAUACUGAUGUGAACAUAUAUAUAUUUUUUUUACUUUUUUAUUUUUGUUGACAACCGUUGAUGUGAAAGGUAUGGUAUCUGUGAUGUUUACCUCCUGUGCCCACUUUAUGCAAGAAAAUAUAUUUAUAUAUUUAAGGCUGUGCCAAAUUCUACUGAAAAAUUGAAAAUUAAAGAGUAGACCAGGUGCCAGUUAACAAAUG